ACGCAACUCGCACAAUUACAGGAAAUAUCGCGAGACGUCGCAGUCUCCCUCACUACGUAAUGUGCCGUGCUGCUUAUGGCGGCGCUGGUGACAGUGCUGAAAGCUGUUGGGUAUGAAGUGAAACAGAACUGAUUUUUGUACCACCUGAAACUGCUACUUCAAGUUCAGAUCACACCGAAGUAACAAUUCAAGGAAAAACCAUCCCAAAAGUUAGCAAACCAACUCAGACGACCAAGGAUAAGAACUUCACUUCACAACGGAAACAGGGGGAAAAAAACGAAGCAACCAGACAAAGUAACCAAAGAUCUGCGACUAGAGAAGCCCCACAGAAACGAGAAGUUCAAGAAGACAACGAAGACAAAAAAAAAAGAAAAGAAAUCCCGACAACGAACCUAAGCCACAGACGACAACCAACAAAAGCAAAAUGCAAAGACUAUACUAGAUCUGAGACAAGAAGUUUGUGCCUACUCAACAGCUUUGACAAAGCACACGUCCCAACGCUGCUCCAAGCCCUUCUCAUCCUCACCGCACCUCUGUCUCAUCCAGAGUGCGGAGAGGGCUGCUGUCUGCUCGUUUUAUCUUUCAGUUACCUCCUCUUUGUCCCUUCCUCAUCUGCUCUCUCUCUCCUCUAGAUCUGUUCAUUUUUCUGUGGGAAGCCUAGUUGCUGUCCCCACGUUUUGGCCUUUAUAUAUAUAUAUAAAUAUAUAUAUUUUUUUUUCCUUUUUAAUUUCUCAGCUUAAUUUUUUUUUUGUGUCGUUUUUUUUUUUGUGUCCUUGUUUUUGCAACCCUUAUUUGAACACGUGCCAGAAAACUUGACAUAAGCGAGUGUGUGUGUGUGUGUGUGUGUGAGUGAGUGUGCGUGCGCACGCGUGUUUGAACAGAAACUCUGCAAUAGCAGUGCCACGGUCGGUGUCCAAGACAGAACAACACAACAAGACCUCUACUCAAGAAAUCCAGAGGUGUGGCCUUGGCUGGUCAGGUGAAAAAACAAAAACGGAAAAAAAGAAAUACUAACCAAUUGAAAUUUUAGUGAAAAAUCACGUCUUGGCACCCUAAGCGAACAAGCCACCCAGUUAAAGCAAAAAAAAAAAAAACAAGAGGUGGAGACCUGAAUUUAAUGGAACAAUAUGGGCAGUCCUUGGAAAGGCUUUGUUGAGUUUACCUUGCCUGCGUCGCCACCCACUGCGUUUGUUAGUGCCGACCUGAGCACCUCCCCCGUCGGACUCAGCCUGUCCCCGUAUGGCCGAUCCAUGAGCUUUGAUCCAAGCUUGCUUCACAACAAUGGCCACACUGCCUUUGCUAAUGGCUCCGGGGUCGGCAUCAGGGAGACUGGGGUGGUGGAGAAGCUGUUGACCUCUUACGGCUUCAUCCAGUGCUCUGAGCGCCAGGCCCGACUCUUCUUCCACUGCUCCCAAUAUAACGGCAACUUGCAGGAGCUCAAGAUAGGAGAUGAUGUGGAGUUUGAGGUGUCGCUUGACAAGCGCACCGGCAAGCCCAUCGCUGUGAAGCUGGUAAAGAUCAAGCCUGAGGUGCUGCCCGAGGAGCGCAUCUCUGGGCAGGUGGGGCCUGACUUGCACGCCUCUCCCAUUACUAAGCUGCAUGGUUAUAUACAUCCAGUAGUCUCAGCCAUACCCACUCACCUGGAUGGGAAAUCUGCACCAGGCCAGCUACCCACUGGCAGUGUGUGCUAUGAGAGGAAUGGGGUGAGUGUCCGGGAGGUUUUCUACCUGACAUACACACCCGAUGAUGUGGAGGGAAACAUACACCUGGAUACUGGAGACAAAGUCAGCUUUUACAUGGAGACCAAUAAACAACCACACUCUGACCCAGGGCCCCUCUAUGUUUGCAGUACCGGUGCAGUCAGCGCUCGCAACAUUGUUCUGGUCAAGAAGAAACAAAUGAGGUGCCAGGGAGUCGUCUGUGCUACUAAGGAAGCGUUUGGUUUUAUCGAGCGAGGAGACGUGGUGAAGGAGAUCUUCUUCCACUACAGCGAGUUCAAGGGAGACCUAGAAGCACUGCAAGCUGGGGAUGAUGUGGAGUUCACCAUCAAAGAGAGAAAUGGGAAGGAGGUGGCCACCGAUGUGAGACUGCUGCCUCAGGGAACAGUCAUCUUUGAAGACAUCAGCAUCGAGCACUUUGACGGAACCGUCGCUAAAGUUAUACCCAAGGUCCCGACCAAGAAUCAGAAUGAUCCUUUGCCUGGACGUAUUAGUGCUAGAGUCAACUUCACCGAAAAGGAGCUUCCAUUUGGGGAGAAAGACACCAAGUCCAAGGUGACCCUUCUGGAUGGUGAUCAUGUGCGUUUCAACAUCUCUGUGGACCGCAGAGACAAGCUGGAGAGAGCCACUAACAUCGAGAUCCUCCCCGACACCUUCCAUUUCACCAAGGAGUCAAGAGAGAUGGGCGUGAUCGCUGCCAUGCGGGACGGCUUUGGCUUCAUCAAGUGUGUGGACCGGGACGCUCGGAUGUUCUUCCACUUCAGCGAGGUGCUGGAGGAGAGCCCACUGCACAUCUCUGACGAAGUGGAGUUCACCGUUGUUCCCGAAGAGGUCAGGCCAGGCAGUGGGGAGCUUGCAAAUAAGGACAUGUUGUCUGCCCAGCGGAACCAUGCCGUGCGGAUCAAGAAGCUACCCAAGGGCACCGUGUCCUUCCACGUCCAGUCUGAGCAGCGCUUCGUGGGACAGGUGGAGAAGGAGGCCAUGCCAGCCACAUCCUCCUUCGCCAACAAGAACGCCAGCCCUAGCAAGACCAAGGAGAAGAAAAAAGACAAGGGUAAAGUAGACAAGGAUGCUGAAGAAGGUCUUGUCGCUUAUGAAGACUGCGGCGUGAAGCUGACUGUGACGUACCAUAUCAAAGACCUAGAGGGAGCUGCGAUCCCUCAGCUAGGAGACAAGGUGGAGUUUAGCAUAAGUGAAGUGAAGCGGACCGGCCUGCAGAGCGCCGUCUCCAUCAAGAUCCUCAACCGCUCCGUCAACUCCAAGAGACUGCUCGGGUUCGUCGCCACACUCAAGGACAACUUCGGCUUCAUCGAGACGGCCAAUCAUGACCAGGAGAUCUUCUUCCAUUACAGUGAGGUGUGUGGAGACGUGGACAGCUUGGAACUGGGUGAUACGGUGGAAUACACGCUGUCCAAGGGGAAAGGAAACAAAGUCAGUGCUGAGAAGGUCACCAAAAUGGCUCCUGUGAAUGGUAUUGGGGAGGAUGUGGGGACAACAGUGUUACUGGGUAAAGUGACUCGCCCCUUGCGAAGUGUGGACCCAUCUCAGACAGAAUACCAGGGGCUUAUUGAGGUCACAGAGGAAGGUGCCACUAAGGGCCAGAGCUACCCGUUUGGCAUUGUCAGCAUGGCCAGCAAGGCAGACUGUCUGCAGAAAGGAGAGAUGGUGAAAUUCCAGCUCUGUACCAUCACCCAGACUGGGCAGAAGAUGGCCUGCCACAUCGUCCCUCAGCGCAGAGCUCUAGUGGAGAGCGUUAAAGACCAGUUUGGCUUCAUCACGUAUGAGGUGGGCGAGAGCAAGAAGCUCUUCUUCCACGUGAAGGAGGUGCAGGACGGACUAGAGCUGCAGACAGGAGACGAGGUGGAGUUCUCAGUCAUCCUCAACCAGCGCACCGGCAAAUGCAGCGCCUGCAACGUGCGCAGAGUCAGUGAGGGCCCAAAACCAGUAGCCACGCCCCGCCCUGAGCGCCUUGUGAACCGCCUGAAGAGCAUCACCUUGGAUGACACCAGUGCCCCACGCCUAGUCAUCCUUAGGCAGCCCCGUGGACCUGACAGUUCAAAGGGCUUCAGUGUUGAGAGGAAGGCACGUCAGCCUGGCGUCAUGGACUGAGGACUGUUUGCCCCACCCCUACUCACCCCUCCCAACCAAUAGCAUAGGAGAGGAGCAAUCGGGCUAUGGACAGGGUCUGGGUUGGCAGUCAUUUAUAUAUAGUGUCUGUAUACAUAAUACCCUCUGUCUCUCACAUACAUACAUUCAUACAUAUACACUCGCACCCACAUACAUAGAUACCCGCACAUACACCAUACACACAUGCACGCAAGCCACACCUCCGUGACAUAUUUGCAAACACACUACAGAUGCUUGGCAUAUUAUUGGCAUGCAUAACACCUCUCCCUGUCCUGUCAUUGCAGCCCAAUCCUCUCCAUAUUAUGAUCCUACCCCCUCCUCCCCAUUCCUUAGUCUCCCCUCUCUUAAGUGUGGUCUACUAGCAAACUGCAGAGCUUAUUACUGUGCUCUAAUGAGGAUAUCCAGUUCUGAGUGUGUGUGUGUGUGCCUGUGUGUGUUUGGGUGUGCGUGAGUGUGUUUGAAUUGUGGACGUGGUGUGUUAGAGAUGUUGAGGGGUAUGAAAUGUGAAGGGAGACCUGUCUCUUGAGAUGAAAGAAAGACCAACUGUUCUGCGUGGGGUUCUGCUCCCUCUGUAAUUUCUGGGUGAUCUAGUCUCCUCUGGUGAUGUGUUCUUCUCAACCUAAACUCAUCUGAUUCCAUGUGUGGAAAUCUGCACCUGCUUAAACCUGUCAGUUAUAUGUGCGUGUGUGUGUGCGUGUGCGUGCGUGUGUGUGUUUGAUAAAGAUAUAGAAACAUCCUUUUUCUCUUUCCUUCUUUCUCUUUUUUUUCUUUUUUUUUUUCCUCUUUUUUUUUUUUUUUUUUUUUUUUGUUCAGCUGUAACUAAUCUCCCAUGUUUGGGUGUUUUUCAUAGAUCAAUCAAAGCAAAGCGAUUGUGCGUGAGAUUCUAUGCAUAGGAAGCGGCGUUCUCCCUGCUCAGUUUUUAGAGCAGUUUUUAACACCCCCUUGAUCCUUGUCAACUUUGACCCCUGACCUGGAAACACUGUGUCAUGAGGUCAACGCUCAUGUUUGUUGUUUUGUAAACAAUGUGAAUGAUUUAUUAUUAUUAUAUACAUUUUCUUUUUUUUUCUCCAUUUCAAGUUUGGUUUGAGUUUCCGAUUUUGGUUGGAUUUCUGGAACCUUUUGAUGCCUUUAGGUAUUCCCAGGCUUCCCUGUCCAGACCUUCCUCUCCCAGGUGCAGAAUUCCAAAUGGCAUCUUUUAUUCAUCAGUACUUUUAUACGAUGUACCUUUUUUUUUUUUUUUUUUUUUUUUUCUUUGCACAUCUUUCUCUGUUCUAUUUAAACUCAAAAAAGUCUGCUUAUGAAAUAACUAAAAUAAGAAUAAGGUGCCUAAAAUUAUAAAUGAAACAACAAAAAAAUUAGAUAUAUCCUCAAACCCCAGCCAACCGCCAAAAAAAAAAAAAAACAAUCAUAGGAUGGCUUCUGUUUCCAGUAGAAAUAAUACAAGUAUGCACUCUGGUUGGUCAAACAUAUACUGUAUGUAAUGUGUGCUUUCGCUUAGGGGGAGAUUAAAACAUCACAACAUGACGAUAAUAAUGAGGAAUAACGAAAAGGAAUGGUUGACUGAAGAUCAGAUAGAAAAUACACACCAAAAUCAUAAGGAUUUCAAUUAGUGUGGUUUAAAAGGCAUUGGUGGGGAUUUGCUGUGCUUCAGAAGACUCAUGGAGCUGUCUGACUGUCAGUUGAAUUUCAGCUGGAGCAUGUUAAGCUCCAGUUUAACUGCAUAUGGGGUCUCCCCUAUAUACUUUUGUUAAUGGUCUUGAAUGAAAAAAUUGAAAUAAACGUUUUAUGAAAAUGAAAA
Messenger RNA from Clupea harengus (Atlantic herring), 5643 nucleotides. It is a transcript of the gene csde1, whose product is annotated as cold shock domain containing E1, RNA-binding. NCBI's taxonomy places the organism in Eukaryota, Metazoa, Chordata, Actinopteri, Clupeiformes, Clupeidae. Bases 1128 to 3827 code for a protein of 899 amino acids. The record is from RefSeq and is a predicted model, not a curated record. The transcript has 24 exons. Gene Ontology annotation, molecular function: nucleic acid binding.